AUGGCUAGUGAUAGUGGUAGUGGUGCGGAUGGUGAUGACUUAUCGCGGCGAAUCCGCGAAGAGAUACGGGCAUAUACGUCCACGGAGAUAAACCGCCUGAUGCGGGAGGCCUUGCAGCAGCAGCAGCCGGCGGUACCUCGCCCCAUCCAGCAUCGAGCUGUAGUACACCGGGACCACGUUGCUACAAACCAACAGUUGUUUGACGACUAUUUUGCUGAGCAGCCGCGGUUUGGGGACAACUUCAUCCGGUGGCGUUUUAUGAUGCACCGGGAUCUAUUUAUGUGUAUCGUGAAUGCUUUAGAGCGUUGGUACAAGUACUUCCGAUUCAUGGUGGAUGCGAGUGGAUCUAAUGGAUAUGCACUAGUCGGUGCACGGGUUUCUCGGGAUGUUGGGCAGUAUAGAUUGCAUGCAUUGGGAGUGGAGAACUGCCCCACCGCUUGGAAAGGGCACUACACGACCGGCUUUAGAGGCAAGAAUCCCACGAUGGUCCUCGAAGCCGUAGCUGACUACCGACUGUGGAUUUGA
Molecule: messenger RNA, 525 nt
Organism: Salvia splendens (bonfire salvia)
Lineage: Eukaryota; Viridiplantae; Streptophyta; Magnoliopsida; Lamiales; Lamiaceae
Exons: 2
Coding region: 1-525 (174 amino acids)
Source: RefSeq, a predicted model, not a curated record